AUGAAGGUCGCAGAAAAUACCUCGUCUAACUUGGCAAUCACCAUCACUGUCGAGAAAGACGGCUUCUAUGAAGUCAACGGAACAAGGAAGGAGCCUACUGUUUCCCUCUAUAUGACAGCCGGGGCAUCCAAGCUCCGCCGGAUGCUGAGAGAAACAAACGACCUGAUCGUUUGCCCCGGCGUCUAUGAUGGUCUCUCUGCUCGGAUUGCCAUGCAGAUCGGCUUUAAGGCAAUGUACAUGACUGGUGCUGGCACUACCGCCUCGAGACUUGGAAUGGCAGAUCUGGGGUUGGCCCAAUUGCACGACAUGAAGACCAAUGCAGAGAUGAUUGCCAACCUGGACCCAUACGGACCCCCGUUGAUCGCUGACAUGGAUACCGGCUACGGAGGUCCCUUGAUGGUGUCCAAAUCCGUCCAACAGUACAUUCAGGCCGGCGUUGCAGGCUUUCACAUUGAAGACCAAAUACAGAACAAACGCUGUGGUCAUCUGGCUGGAAAGAAAGUUGUCGAUCUGGAUGAAUAUCUCACCCGAGUCCGCGCUGCCAAGUUGACCAAGGAGAGACUGCGCUCGGAUAUCGUCCUGAUAGCCCGCACAGACGCUCUGCAGCAGCAUGGGUACGAUGAAUGCAUCCGACGCCUUAAGGCAGCCCGCGACCUUGGCGCCGACGUCGGACUGCUGGAAGGUUUCACCUCCAAGGAGCAAGCCAGACAGGCAGUGCAGGAUUUGGCGCCGUGGCCUCUGCUCCUGAAUAUGGUUGAGAAUGGGGCUGGCCCUGUUAUCACCACAAAAGAAGCGCAAGAGAUGGGCUUCCGCAUUAUGAUCUUUUCCUUUGCAUGCUUGGCACCAGCUUACCUAGGGAUCAAGUCUGCACUUGAAAAUUUGAAGAAUGAAGGCUUGGUCGGGACCCCUGACGGUUUGGGCCCCAAAAAAUUGUUCGAGGUUUGCGGGUUGAUGGAUUCGGUGAAGAUAGAUACGGAGUCUGGGAGCAGUGGCUUUACCAACGGUGUCUGA
Aspergillus tanneri is the source of this 1011-nucleotide messenger RNA. Its product is annotated as isocitrate lyase/PEP mutase family protein. NCBI's taxonomy places the organism in Eukaryota, Fungi, Ascomycota, Eurotiomycetes, Eurotiales, Aspergillaceae. Bases 1 to 1011 code for a protein of 336 amino acids. Gene Ontology annotation, molecular function: catalytic activity. The transcript is spliced from 3 exons. The record is from RefSeq and is a predicted model, not a curated record.